Molecule: messenger RNA, 6540 nt
Organism: Triplophysa rosa
Lineage: Eukaryota; Metazoa; Chordata; Actinopteri; Cypriniformes; Nemacheilidae
Gene: evpla
Product: envoplakin a
Exons: 22
Coding region: 131-6067 (1978 amino acids)
Biological process (GO): intermediate filament cytoskeleton organization; wound healing
Cellular component (GO): cytoplasm; membrane; cytoskeleton
Molecular function (GO): structural molecule activity; cadherin binding
Source: RefSeq, a predicted model, not a curated record
CUUUAGCUCUGCGUGACAGUUGUAGAGAGGCAGAGAGCGAGUGUGUGUGCAGUACAGAGUUUGUGGGGGUUAACGCAAAAGCAAGCCAGACACACUGACACACUGGCAGCAGAGAAGGUAACUUUUCAGGAUGUUUGGGAAGAAAACAAGCACAAUCAAAGAUGAUUCCAAGACAAGCAAGUCACAGAUGAGUAACCUGACCUUGCUGAUUGCUCGCAUGCAAAACAAUGCAGACACCGUUGAGAAAGACAUACUGCGUGCAGAAGAGCUGUUGCUCAUUGAUGCUGACAAUGAAAAGAAAAACAAGACAUUAAUACAUCAGAAGGAGAAUGCCGACCUCCUAGGCCAGGCAGAGGGGCUCCUGAAAGACCUGUUUCUGGAUAUGGACAAAGCCAAGAAAAUGAAACACCCUCAAGCAAUAGAAAUAGAAAAUGAUGUAAGUCGUCUUCAUGAGCGCUGGCUGAAAGAUUGCUCCCUUUACCGAGAGCUGUAUGAGCAUUUGGGCAGUGUGAAACAACAGCCACGUAUUAACUGGGCUCAGGUGCUCAACCAGAAACAGAAAGAAGUAAGCAAAAUGGAGUACGGCCCCACUUUGCCUGACCUGAAGAAGCAGAUUGCAGCUCAUAACAUCCUCCAUAAGGAGGUUGAGUCUUACAACAACCAGCUGAGCCUUGGAUCCACCAGUUCUCAGGCGGAAUAUGAUGAUAUUAAGAAGCAAUAUGCUAACUUACUGGAUAAUUCAAAAUGGAGAAGUCACUACCUGAAUAGCCUGAAUGACUACAUGCAGGACUGUGAAAAGGAAGUAACAUACAUGAAGGAAGAGCAGAACAAGGUCAUUAAACGGGACUGGAGUGAUCAUAUGGGCGACCAUGCUGAUGUCCGUAGACAGUAUGAGAAUUUUAAAAAUAACAGUCUCCUGUCUCAUGAAAGUGAGGUCAAUAAACUACAGGAUGAUGGGGACCGACUAAUCGAGCUGAAACAUCCUGCCACUAGCAUUGUACAGACCCAGAGAGACGGUGUAAGAAAUGAAUGGCAGAAGUUUCUGAAUCUAUGCAUCUGUCAGGAAACACAUCUAGACAAUAUAGAGGAAUAUAAAAGGUACCAACUGGAUGCAGAUACCUUGUCUGAAUCUUUGUCCAAGCUCGGGUCCACUGUUGAUACCAAAGCAAUCAAUGGUAAAACCAACACUGAAAUUCAGAUGCAACUUGAGGCUGAAGAAAGGACUCUACAACGUAAUGAGCAGCUAUUGGCUGACCUGAGGAAGCGAAGCACCGCCAUUUCACCACUAAAACUUCGCCACACUGCUCCCAACAAAACUACCACUGUUGAGUCUUUGUGUGACUGGAAAACUCCCAAGGCAUCCUUGAACAGAGAAGAGUUGUUCAAUCUGAAGUCCAACACUGACAUUGACAACUGGGAGGUGCAGUCCAGUGAUGGGACAAGCAAAAAAUUUCCUGGAGUUUGCUUUGUGAUUCCUCCCCCUGACCCUGAUGCCAUUAACAGAGUUGACCUGCUGGGAAAAGAACUGGAAGAUUUAAAAAAAAGACGAGCUGCUUUGAGAGCUUCGCUGAACAAUCAGCCACAAAAGGCCUUCCUUUUACAGAAUCCAGUUCCUGCUCCAAGAGCUGAUGAGAACCCAAAAGCUGUAGAGCUGUCUGGCCGUCUAAACCAACUGGAUAAAGAUCUAGCUCAAGCUGAGAAUAACACCCUAAGCAGCCUAAGAGCACCACUAAACCGCACCGACCCUGCCACAGAUCUCACAAAUCGUCUGAAAGAGCAAGAGAAAACAGCAGCAGCCCUCCAGCAGUUAGAAAAGCAAAGGGCCACAGCCCAGAAGGACCUAGAACCUCUUCUCUCUCAGGACAUUAAUGGGCCAACCUUUUCUACUUUACCCCAAAAACUUAGUGAUGCCAAAAAUAAACAAGACAGUCUGGCGGCUCUAAAUGAUCUAUACAGAAAGAAAAUGAAUGCCUCUAUGGCUUUAGAGAGACAGCUAAAAAAUAUGGACAGCACUGUCACAGGCUUUGAAAAAAAGCUCAGCGAAGAUUCUGCCAUCCCAGACACACCCAGUGCCAUCCAGACCCGUACCCAAGAGACUCAGAGUUUAAAGAAAGAUGUUGCUGCCACUCAAAGUCAGAUGCAUAGGCUUAGCGAGGACCUAGAGACACUCAAGAAGCAGUGCAGUUCACUUGAGCAGGGUUACCAGGAGUACUGUCCUGAUAUACAAAGACAGGAAUCAGAGGUGAAGAACCUUCAAAGUCGAUAUGCCAAUGUGUGCAACCAGAUAAGCGAAAGAGAGAGGCUAUUACAAGAUGCUAGCAAAAAACACCAGGACUUUCAGAAUGUGAGCCAAUCACUGGAAUCCUUCUUAGAUAAUCUACCAAACAACAAGAUCAACUACAGGGAUGAUUUGGCUCAAAUCAAUGCAAAGCAGAACUCUCAGAAGAGGGUGGUAGAAGAUAUACGGAGGAAAGGUAAUGACAUGGACAGGGUGGUUGAUCUCUCCAAAGACUUCCAGAGUGUUCUCAAUGAAUAUGAUAUGAAUUGUGACACAUACAAAGCUACUCUUAAUGAUGCCCCCCUGACAAAUGCUAAAAGGCCUUACACCUCCACACUGGCUAGCUCUGUUGCAAAACAGGAAAAGGAUCUUAUGAACCGUUAUGCUGACACAACAGCUGAGAGUGACCAGUUACUGAAACAAAUGGAUUUAGCAAAGUGCAUCAUGGCUGAGAAUCAAGAAAAAGUACACAUGGUACAACAACAGCAGGUACAACAAAAAGCUUUUGAGGACACUGAAGGUCUUCAGAAAGAAUUAAAGGAGGAAAUGGCUAGACGUUCCAAUGUGGAGAAUAACCUUGGCACAAUAAAGAACAGAUAUUUGUCUUUGAAAAGCCGAAGAGGAGUAGAACGAAUUGAAGAGAAGGAAGUUUUGCAGUACUAUCGUGACCCAAAACUUGAGACCAGUGUGCAGGAAUUUUAUAAGACGAUUCACGAAGAAGCACUGAAACGUACCAAAACCCAAACUGAGAUUGAAGUGAUGACAAGAAAGAUCACUAGUCUAGAAAGUGAAAUUAAGAACACAAAGCCAAAGCUUGUGACUAGAGAGGUAACAGAGGUAGAGAAAGACCCUGGGUUGGAUGUAGAAGCCUCAAACCUUCGAGAAAGGAUUAGCAAGUUAAGGAACGAAAUUCGAGUUCAAGAACAAGAAAAGUCUCACCUGAAAACAGAAAUAACUAUUUUGGAGCAAAAGAAGCAGAACAUAAAAGAAAGGGUGGUGCAAAGGGAAGUGGUAAGACUGGAGAAAGACCCAGCAAUGUUAAAAGCUGUUCGAACAUUUGAGUUGGAGAUCUCAGAUGAAGGUCAGAGGAGCAAAUCUUUGAUGAGUGAAAUCUCCCAAACCAGGAGCCAGAUAAAUUCCCUGGAGAGGCUCAUUCCAACCUUAGAGCCAAAAGUUGUCACCAAGGAAAUUAAAACAGUUGAGCAGGCCCCUGGACUAGUAAGUGAGUCUAAAGACCUUCUGGCCAGAAUACAAGAGAUGAAAUUUGAGAACACGGAUCUCACGACUGCGCUCAGUAACAUUCAGUCACGCCAUAUCCAAAUACAACACAUCAAACCUAAAGUUGAAGUCAAAGAAAUUAUAAAUGAGAUCUUCAGAGUGUCCCCUGAGACAGAGGCAGAGAUGCAGCGUUUGAGGAGGGACCUUCAAGACAACAGCAGUCAGAGCUCAGACUAUGAAAGACAAAUCAGCAUGAUUAAAACUGAGAUUGGAGCUCUGCGAGCACAGAGACCUACGAUUGAGUAUAAAGAUGUACUUCAGGAGGUUGUAAAAGAGGAAAGAAGUCCAGAGAAUGUAAGAGAAAUACAGAAGCUCUCAGACCAUGUCUAUUCCCUACAAAGAACGUACAGUACUUUGCAGUCUGAGCUUAUGCAUCUACGAAAAGACAGAGACGAAUGGAAGGCUGAAAAGUCAAAGGUUGAGACCAAGAUUGUAACUAAUGAUGUAACCAAGUAUGUUGAUGACCCACUUCUGGAAAAAGAGGCAGAACGUCUCAGAAGAGAGGUUCGGGAUGAAACUCAGAGGCGAAGAACAACCGAGGAAAUGGUGUUUGAGCUUCAGAAUAAGUACAUUCAGCUUGAGAGACAAAAACCAGAGGAAAAAGUAAUCAUGCAGGAGGUGGUACGUCUACAAAAGGACCCAACACAAACCCUUCAUUAUGAGAGGCUUGGUAGGAGUUUAGAUGAAGAAGUCAAUAAUCGAAGAAAACUUGAGCUUGAGGUGCAGCAGAUGAGAUCAUUUAUAGAAGACAGGGAGAGAACGCUCAGGAGCAGCGAUGAAAGGCAAAGAAAGAUCCAGGUGGAAACUGAGUUGAGACUAAUCAAAUCUAGAAUCUAUGAGUUAGAAACUGCACCACCCCCCAUUGAAGAGAACAUAGUUAUAGAGGAAGUUUUGAAAGUUGAGAGAGAUCCAAAACUAGACAAAAUAACCAACAGCCUUCGAGCAGAUAUGGAUAAAGAGAGCAGUGACAUUAUGCGGUUUGAAAGAGACAUCAGAAAAAUGAAACUCGAGAUAGACAUCCUGCAGCGAGAGAAAUCAGUUGAGAAGACUGUCUAUAAAGAAGUUGUUCGUGUAGAAAAAGACCAGGCAGUGGAGGCAGAGCGGUCCAACCUUCGCGAACAGGUCCUUCAGCAGAGACAUGCCAGAGAAGACCUUGAGGACAAAAUUCACUAUCUAAAGGAGAAACAGCACCAACAACAAAGCAAACGAUCUAGCACUUCCACGGAGGAGACCAACCUAGUUCAUAAUCGAGACAAACUGCAAAAAGAAAAUGAAAACAUUCAGAGAGAGCUGAGAUCUUUUGAAUCUGAAAGGCAAAACAUCAGCAUUUCAUACCAACAGCAGUCUAGGCUGAUGAGUGAAAGAAGCCAAAUGAACAGGCACAGAAGCAUCAAAAUGGAGUCAGAUGUUACGAGGCUUGAAAGGCACAUUCUGGAUGAAAAGGACACAAUCUACAAGCGAGAAAAUAUAAUCAGGGAGCUAAAGAACAGUUUGAAGAAAGAGGAAUCCUCAGAGACUCACACAAAAGAGGUCAAUGUCUCCACGAAAAUUAGCAUCUUAGACCCAAUCACUGGUAAAGACAUGUCCCCAUAUGAUGCCUACAUGCAAGGCUUUAUUGAUCGCAGCCAGUACAUACAACUACAGGAACUAGAAUGUGACUGGGAGGAAAUCACUACAAUGGGACCCGAAGGUGAGAUAUCAGUUUUGCAAGAUCGCAAGAGUGGCAAGCAAUACCCCAUCAAAAAUGCCUUAAAAGAGGGCAGGGUGACUAAAUACCAACUACAACAAUACAAGGAUGGCAAAAUACCUAUCUCAGAGUUUGCUCUUCUUGUGGCUGGUGAAAAGAAACCUAUGUCAUACAUCCCAGUUAACAGCCAACCACCUCAACAGCCCAAAAAAGAGUUCCCUAUCUCCGGUGUGUAUGAUAAAAACACUGAUUCGUGUCUAAAUGUGCGCACUGCCUUAGCUCGAAAAAUGAUUGACACCAACACUGCCCAAAAGCUGCUGGAAGCCCAGGCAGCCACUGGUGGCAUUGUAGACAUCGCCAACAGCGUAAAAUAUUCUGUCCACAAAGCAGCUGAUCGAGGUCUUAUUGAGUCCAGCCAGCUACAACGGUUACUAAACGCCGAAAAGGCUUUUACUGGAGUUGAGGACCCUGUGACAAAAGAACGUCUGUCAGUCGGAGAGGCCGUUCAGAAAGGAUGGAUGCCCAAAGAGAAUGCCAUGCGUUACAUGGAGGCACAGUUUCUGACUGGUGGGUUGGUCAACCCAAACAUCGAAGGUAGAGUCAACAUUAUGGAUGCUGUCAAAUCUAAAAUGAUCAAUAGUACAAUGAUGAGAGAGCUUCAGGAAGAGAUCAACUAUGCCAAAGAGUUGAUUGAUCCUAUCACCAAGGAGAAGAUCAAUUACAAGCAAGCUUUGGCUCGUUCUAAUACUGACCCACUCUCAGGUCUAUUGAUGCUUCCAGCCACCUCCAACAAUUCUUUCUCUUCAUACUUUAGUCAUACAUAGCCGCUCAAUUAUAGAUAGCUACACUCUGUUUAUUUGAUUAUCUGUAGUUCAGUUUCCGCACAGUUCACUUUCUGCUUGGUCAAGAUAAAAAUAGUAACAUCUAAUCUCAUCUAUACUGUGCUACGAUUAUUUUAAAUAUCAGGUGCUAUUACAUCUGCCAAUUUGAUCACAUUACGUGGUCCAUAAGUCUGGACUACACCAUUGAUGUAAACAUCCCAUCAUCUGAUGUACUUGUGGUUACUAUAUUUUUUUAUGUUAUGGGGCAAAUAUUGUAUUUUAACAUAUACAGCAUAAGGAAUAUUCAUCAAUAAUGAAAUACAGAGAAAAUAUUUUUAUUUCCAUGGUAAGAUGGGCUAGAAGUGCAAGUUCUGAUCAGUCAUUUUACAUUUAAUUAUUUAUGUAUUUCCAUUAUCAACCUCUUAUAUUCUGAAACUACAAUAUGUGUUGAGGAUGAAUAAAAAUGAAAUAAAUUA